This is a messenger RNA of Anastrepha ludens (Mexican fruit fly), 3120 nucleotides long. RefSeq lists its product as uncharacterized. The transcript is spliced from 4 exons. Gene Ontology annotation, molecular function: protein binding. The record is from RefSeq and is a predicted model, not a curated record. Lineage: Eukaryota; Metazoa; Arthropoda; Insecta; Diptera; Tephritidae. The coding region runs from base 271 to 2619 and encodes 782 amino acids.
AUAGUUGUGACAUAUCUUUAGCAGCUGGCAUUCCAAUAAGCCUCAUUAGCUAAAGAACGUACGCUCUCAGUAUUUGCUGACGGCGAAGCAAUAACAAAAGAAGUACAGAAAAAAUAUUAAAUUGAAAAAAUCUGUAUGAACUGCAUAAGUGGCUAAAAAAAUUUGUGAAAACGCGUUUUGCUCCCAAAAAGGUACCUACCUUCAGGGGGUACGAAAUAAUAUAAAAAUUAACACUGGGCGAAUCAAAGUUUCGCCAGAGUAAACCGGGUAAUGGAAGGUGUUCGCAACGAAAUUUUGGCUUCAAAUGAAUCCCAAAUUCCAGCAACAAAAAAGGAGAAAGAUUUUUGUAGCAAGGACACUUUCAUUAUCGAUAAUGUAGUGCACAAGGAUAAUGAUUCAAUGUCGAAUUUGGCAACCACUCGAGCCGAUAAGCGGCCAGUAUAUUUAGACGCUCUGCCCGAUGAGAUAUUAGAGUUCAUACUCACUUAUCUACCACCCUACAGAGAUUUGGAAUGUUGUAGCUUGGUUUGUAAGCGUUGGAAUGCAGUUGUUAACAAUCUUAUACGUCGCUCUAAAUUAAACCUGCAUAAAGGUCUGCUGGAUUACCGAUUAAGAUGGGAGGUUUUUUCGCAGCAAACGGCUGCGAAAGUAGCGGCAUGUAAAAAUACAACAAAAAAUUUAACAGCACCUCCUGCCACGCCCCCAAUCAUAGCUGGCCGCUUCUCACAUUCUGCAGUGAGGCAUGGGAAUUCGAUGUAUGUUUUUGGUGGCGGGUCAUCUUCGGAUACAACAUUUAAUGAUUUGUGGCGCUUCGAUUUGUCCGAAAUGAUUUGGGAACGUCCGCUAUCUAUGGGAUCAUAUCCUUCACCGAAGGGGAGUGCAUCGAUAGUUUAUUGGGGCGAACAAUUGGUGUUGUUUGGCGGAUGGCGCUACCCAUCAUUGCAUCCACCCUACCAACCUUGGUGCCUGUUUGACGAACUUCAUUUCUACGAUUUAAAUAGCAACCGUUGGACACUACGUAUAACUUUACCAAGCCCACCGCCUAUGGCUGGUCACUCGGCCAGUGUGCAUGGCGAUCGUAUGGUUAUCUUUGGUGGCUACCAAAUUGCAGAGGGUUUGAACAGUAAUUCUAAUGAAACAUGGUGCUUAGAUCUGAACGAGUUAAAAUGGUGGCAACCGCGAUUUAUGGGCAACACAAAACCUCCACCACGCUAUGGUCAGUUUCAGUUGGUUUUAGAUGAGUAUCACCUGUUGAUUGUUGGAGGUUGUGGCGGUCCAAAUAGUGUAUACUCAGACGCUUGGCUAUUAGACAUGUCGCAAGAGGCUUGGUUAUGGCGUGCUAUACCGAUACGUAACAAAAAAUUUGGUGCUACUCACAUGUGGUGCAAUCCUGCCUGUAAGAUCGGCUCAAAAUUGGUUGUGCUAGGACCCACUCCUAAUAUGCCACAAGAUUUCCAGAUGAUGAAGCAGAUGCGAGUGCAUGUGGGUGGAUUUAGACGACCAGGUGGAGCACAAGGAGGUGAUGUGGCCGCCGAAAUGCCAGCACCUCGUUAUGGUGCUGUGCAACAACAAAAUAAUCGAAACAAUCCUUUCGAUCGACAACGACUUUUAGGAGGCGGACUGCAAAUGGCUGCAAUUGCACCAAAUCCACCUCCUGGACAAAGACUAAACCUACAACAUAGACUUGAUAAUGCACGAUUAGUUGGUCCUGAUGAGCAAUAUUUCGCCAAUCGGCGUGCUAUUCUACAACAGAAUCAACAGCAGCAGGCUAAUAAUAUUUUUAAUAAUAAUGAUAACAAUAGCAAUAAUAAUAAUAUUCAACCGCGACGUGGCCGGCUUAGUGAUUUGCAUGUCAAUAUAUCCGCUCAAAAUUCACUGGCUGUCGAGGAGCGUAAUCAAAACCGUCCAACUUGUUCAAACUCCGUGGCACCCUCCUCUUCUAAUUCAUCAGCGGCCACAUCAACACUUUUAUCGUCAUCAAGUGCAUCCGUAUUCCGCACUAAUGGAAUCCCCUCCCCACGGAACGAUAACGACUCCCCUGCGCCUAAUAAUGGAGGAGUUUCAGCAACUGUGAGUGGUAAUCAUUCUAAUGACAUAGAAGCGGCGAAUCGUUUGCAACGAAACUUAGCACUACGUUGUAGAGAUAACGAACCUUUAUUGCCCAAACGUUUCGAUGAAUUAUAUGAAGAUCCUUUUAGAAUGGCGGCAUUUAACGUUCAAAGUAAGCCUCGCAGCGUUUCAAAAGACCAUAAUGAGCGUAUACGUCGGAUGGAAGAAAAGAUGAAUGCUUUAAGAAACUCGCGUCGUAACGCAAUGAUAGGAGAACCCAAGGCAAUAAAAGAGCCUUCUCCAAAACGAAUUAAGCGAAAUGUUCUUUCCUUAUUUGUAUGUGAUCUCUCGGCGGCAAUGGAUAAAGACGAUCCUUAUCUCCAGUGGGUGGAGUAUAAAAACUAUGGUGUUAUAGCUGGAGCUCCGGAACGAUUAAUACUAUCCACAAUGGUUGCGGGACAUGGUGAACUGAUAUUGUUUGGUGGUGUGCAUAAAGAGACACUGGGCGAGAUAACACAUCAGGUUUCGAACUCGGUUCAUUUCCUAAGCGCGCCGCGUGAAAUAAUUUAAUUUAUCUCAAAGGUAAAUAAGAAUUUAAAAAAUAAGAGAAGUGUGCUGUUCGAAUCUUGUUGGAAAGGAAUAAGUGAUAUAACCACUAGUUUUCUAAUCCCCUUUUAAAAUAUCUAACUGUGUUAGAGUUAAGAGCGUUUCACUGAGGAAUUUAAAGUGUGUAAUAAUUAAAAACAAAUACAAACAUGCUGCCAGAAGAUCGAAAAAUCAAACUUAUAUUUCAACGCAGAAUAUAAAAAAUGUAAAUAGUGAUCAAUUUCUAUUUUUAAAACUAACCAAGGUACAUUUGAUAAGUUUUUUCGUCCUUCAGAAUAAUUAUUAAAAAUUAUUAAGAUCAAGUACAAUCGGAAUUUUGUGUGUGUGUGGGAAAAUUAAUCGGUUAAAGAUCAGAUUUUUAUCUCUUGUGCAAAAGAUGUCAGCUUAAUUACUAGUAUAAAAUAUUAUACUUAAAAUGUUCCAAUUUUCUUUAAAUAUGUUCAAUAAAAUAAUUUUGAAUCCAUA